Phycomyces blakesleeanus NRRL 1555(-) is the source of this 435-nucleotide messenger RNA. RefSeq lists its product as hypothetical. Bases 1 to 243 code for a protein of 80 amino acids. Lineage: Eukaryota; Fungi; Mucoromycota; Mucoromycetes; Mucorales; Phycomycetaceae. The record is from RefSeq and is a predicted model, not a curated record. The transcript has 3 exons.
AUGCUUGUUGAUGUCAAUUUUGAUAGUGCAACUAUGCUAGUGCUGUGCGGCAAAGCUAGUGCUGGUACAGGUUUCAAAAAAGAAAAUGAUACUGUGGUUAUCGGCUUCAAUUUUGAUAGUGCGGCAAAGCUAUUGCUGUGCGGCGAAGCUAGUGUUGGUACAGGUUACAAAAAAGAAAACGAUACUGUGGUGAUGAUUGUCGACUUUGAAAGCAGUGUGAAACGGUUGCUAGUGCAAGUUUGAAAAAAGAAAACAAUACUGUGGAGAUGACCGUCGACUUUGAAAGCAGUGUAAAGCGGUUGCUAGUGCAAGUUUGAAAAAAGAAAACAAUACUGUGGGAAUGACCGUCGACUUUGAAAGCAGUGUAAAGCGGUUGCUAGUGCAAGUUUGAAAAAAGAAAACGUUACUGUGGAGGUGACCGUCGAUUUUUAAAGC